AUGGCUGAGCAGCGCUUCACCAUCUCCGUGCCAGAUGCCGAGCUCGACCUUCUGCGCAGGAAACUCGACCUCACGCGUCUACCUGAUGAGCUCGAGGGUGCCGGUUGGGAUUACGGGGUCCCCCGUAACGACGUUGUGCGACUCGUUCAACAUUGGAAGAACGGAUACGACUGGCGCACUGAAGAGGCCGCGUUGAACGAGGAGCUUCCCAUGUUCACACGCGACAUCUCCGUUGCGGGCCACGACGCGCUUAACGUUCACUACGUUCAUCAGAAGAGUACGGUCCCAGGCGCUAUCCCAUUGCUCUUCGUGCACGGCUGGCCAGGGAGCUUCAUCGAAGUCCGCAAGAUCUUGCCUCUACUCGUCACACCCAGCGAUCCGAAUGCGCCGGCUUUUCACGUCGUUGCCCUUGGGCUUCCCGGCUAUGGGUUCUCAGAAGCCCCCAAGAAGCCUGGGUUUGGACCGAAACAGAUGGCCGAGACAGGCCACAAGCUGAUGCUUGCUCUUGGAUACGACGAAUACGUCUGUCAAGGAGGAGAUUGGGGAUGCCUAAUUACCAUGAUCAUCGCAAGUACCUAUGGACCUAGGCAUGCGAAGGCGUGGCAUACGAACAUGCCAGACCUUGUGCCUGCGGGGCCCGACGCCGCUACUCACUAUAGCGAGAGCGAUCGUGCAGCCCUGAAACGUGUUGAGAACUUCCGAAAGACAGGCGCAGGAUAUAGAGUCGAACAAAGUACGAAACCUCAGACGCUCGGAUACAACCUUUCCGACUCGCCCGUCGGACUGCUCGCAUGGAUAUACGAAAAGCUGAUAUCGUGGACGGACGCAUAUCCAUGGAAUGAUGAUGAAGUUCUAACCUGGAUCUCUAUCUACUGGUUCUCCAGAGCUGGGCCGACCGCAUCUACGCGACUCUACUAUGAAGCGAGAGUGGGAAAAUUCGGUCCUGGCACUGAACAAGGGACUAUCUUCAAGGUGUUCAAGGUUGAUGUGCCCAUUGGGCUAUCCUUCUUUCCAGGGGAGAUCAAUACGCCACCUGAAUCAUGGGUUUCGCCGCACGGUCAACUCGUGCAGUCGACCCGACACAAUCGGGGCGGGCAUCUUGCCGCCUACGAGGUGCCCGACCUUCUCGUCGGAGACCUACAAAAGAUGUUCGGGAGACAAGGUCCUGCCUAUGGCGUUGUAACGGGGAGUAAGGGAUACUAG
Peniophora sp. CBMAI 1063 is the source of this 1203-nucleotide messenger RNA. The record is from the annotation of a GenBank genome assembly. NCBI's taxonomy places the organism in Eukaryota, Fungi, Basidiomycota, Agaricomycetes, Russulales, Peniophoraceae.